CAACUCCAAUUUCGAGUACCAAGAUGGAGUGCGGCUGGGGUAUCUCUGCCCUUCAAGCGCGCCAGGACGAACUACCUGAGGAGCUGCGCGCUCUCCUCCGCCAAAGCUCCAAUGUCGACUUCCUCGCCGACUUGGCCCAGCUAUCACUGAACCCGCGCUUUACCGACUAUCUUUUUACGCUUUUCGAACCUCUUUUCGCCGAAGUCCGCGCCAUAUGGUCCGCUUCAUACCCUCUAAUUGAAGUCCUUCCCGCAUACGCGCGCAUCCUCUCUUUUGCGCCGCAUCUCUCCGACCAUGCUGAAGCUCUGCUCUCGCAGGGCGGCGAAGUUCUCUCGGCUGCUCUGAAAUAUGAUCCCGCUACGAGUGAACCUUCGACUGAACACCGCCUAGUUCAGCUUCUCCUUGGCCUCUUCCGUCUGCUAGUCUGCGACAAUGAGACCUUUGGGAAGACUCUCCAGCCUCUUUUACUUCAACCGUUGCUUGCGCAUUCGAGCAGGCCUGUACGAUAUCUCGCCAUACGAACAUUAUGUCUAUACCUGCACGCGGCAGAUGCGGCGCUGGAGGACAUGGUCUCCAAAUACCUGGGAGAAGAGGCUAUACUUGGAGAUUGGGAAGGCAAGGCUAUCGACUACCGGUUUCUUAGUCUUUGGGAAGAGAAACGUUAUAAGGAUGUCACCAAGAACUUGAGGCAGGCGCGUGUGGAACGGGAAUCUUACGUCCCCACUUCCACCAGCCGGGUCAUCACUCGCGACGACCUUAGCCCUCAUACCGCUGAAAUAUACGGAGUUUUGUUGCCUCGCUCGAGCGCUUCUGCGCCUCCUGUGGACGAAGGCAUUAAGCUGGUUCCAACUAGCAUGGCUGUUCGGAAUCUAACUGCCGUGGCGAGAGAACUGAUCAACCCACAGCCUCUUGUUCUCACUGGUCUUGCGGGAUCGGGCAAGACGUUGAUCAUUAGGCACCUUGCCCGGGAACUCAACAAGCUUGACUCCAUGGUUACUCUUCACUUGAACGAACAGAGCGAUGCUAAACUUCUUAUCGGCAUGUAUACGACUGGAACGACGCCAGGAACUUUCAGUUGGCGGCCAGGUGUUCUCACGACCGCCGUGAGGGAAGGCCGCUGGGUUCUCAUCGAGGAUUUGGACCGCGCGCCAAACGAGGUUAUAAGCACUCUGCUACCGCUUAUUGAAUCCGGGGAGCUUUUGAUACCCAGCAGAGGCGAAGUUGUGCGUGCUGCCCGCGGAUUCAAGAUCAUUGCCACUUUGCGCACCACGCUGAAUCUUCGUGGUGAGCAAAUCACUCCUGGUGGAAGCAUGAUUGGCGCUCGAUUUUGGAAUCGAAUCCCUGUCCACAUGCCUCCAGAAGCCGAGCUUGGACAGAUUAUAUCUGCGGCCUUUCCGAACAUUCCCGAUGCACUGGUCCCACAGAUUAUGGCUGUGUAUGUGAGUCUGCACACACUGUCGAGGGAUAGGUCUUUCGUCGCGAUUAAAUCUGGCCUUUUCCGCCCCGUUACUUCGCGGGACCUCUUUAAGUGGUGCAGCCGAAUUACCCCUCGCAAUCUGGAUGACAUGUUUCUCGAAGCCGUCGACUGUCUUGCAGGAAGUUUGGAACUGGGCCCGGCCCGCGAUGCUAUAGUGGCGUGCAUUGCGCAAGAACUGCACGUGGAUCCUCAGAAACGUGAUCACCUAUUGCAGCAGCGCGUAAUUCCCUACAAGUCUACUGGAACCGACGUGUCCGGGGAGGUUGUCAUAGGCCGUGCCAUGCUGAAACGGGGUCAACGUAAGAGGCGUAGGGACAGGAGGCCCUUUGCGGCAAACGAGCACACACGUCGUCUGUUGGAGAGGAUUGCAGUUUCGGUCAACCACAGCGAACCGCUAUUGCUGGUCGGUGAGACAGGUACUGGAAAAACGACGGCUAUCCAACACCUUGCAAGUGAGCUUGGCCGGAAGAUGGAAGUCUUCAAUCUGUCGCAACAGAGCGAAAGCGGUGAUUUGCUUGGUGGUUUCAAGCCUAUCAACGUGCGCAGUCUGAUGGUGCCAAUGAAGGAUCGUUUUGAUGAAUUGUUCUUGUCAACCUUCUCUCACGAUAAAAACCGCCUCUUUCUUCAACAGCUCGGCGAGCAUAUGGCAAAGGGCCGAUGGAAGACAGUUUGCAAGUUCUGGCAGCAGGCUCUCAGGAUGGUUGCAGAUGCGGCUAAGGCUGCUGACGCUCUAGCUCCUGCGGUCACACCCAUCGCCGACACCGAACAACCCAAAAAGAAAAAACGCAAGGUUGAGAAGCAGCCGAAACUGCCAGCUACCUUCUCACAAGCCGAGUGGGACAGCUUUGCCAACGACCUAAAGCUUUUGGAAUCGCAGAUUGCCAACAAGUCUAAUGCAUUCGCUUUCAAAUUUGUUGAAGGUAACAUUGUCAAAGCCGUCCGGAACGGUGACUGGGUCCUUCUCGACGAGAUCAACUUGGCUGCGCCAGACACAUUGGAAGCCCUGGCCGACCUGCUCACUGGCGGCUCUGGCGAAACCCCUUCGAUUCUGUUGACGGAAACCGGCAACGUUGAGCGAAUUGAGGCUCACCCUAACUUCCGUGUCUUUGCGGCAAUGAACCCUGCCACUGACGUUGGUAAGAAGGAUCUGCCUACUGGCAUUCGCUCUCGCUUCACAGAGCUUUAUGUCGAGAGUCCUGACCGGGAUUUCAAGAGUUUGCAAAGUGUUGUCGAAACUUAUCUCGACCAGUUCUUGCAUACGGACACGAAGAUCUCUGCAGAUGUGGCGAAUCUGUAUCUGGAGAUCCAGAAACUAAAUGCAGAAAACAGGCUUGUGGACGGUGUCAAUCAGAAGCCUCACUUUUCGCUCCGUACUUUAACCAGAACUCUCACCUAUGCGCAGGACACAGCGCCUCUUCAUUCUCUCCGCCGCGCCCUGUACGAAGGUUUCUGCAUGAGCUUCCUCACUUUCCUAGACAAGUCUUCUGAGGAUCUCGUGACUGCCGCUACUAUCAAGUUCCUUCGGCCAGAGCUUCGUUCACCUCUCCGCAAACCUGUGGAUAAGGACAGGGAAUAUGUCCAGAUUAGACGCGACGACGGCAAGAAGUCACAUGAUCUCCGGAACAAGGGCAACAAGACCACAACUGAAGACGCAAAGUUUGAGGACUGGCUGAAAAAUGCGCACAAGGAUCCUCAAUGGCUUCGACAAGGCAGAUUCGAGUCGUCAGAAGAGGAACAUUACAUUAUCACCAACUUUGUCUGGCGCAACUUGACAAACCUCAUUCGCGCAGCAUCUACUCGUCGCUUUCCAGUCCUGAUUCAAGGUCCAACGUCAGCCGGUAAAACCAGUAUGAUCGAGUAUCUUGCGAAGCGAUCUGGCAAUAAGUUUGUUCGUAUCAACAACCACGAACACACUGAUUUGCAAGAGUACCUCGGGACCUACGUUUCUGGAAAUGAUGGAAAGCUGCAGUUUCAAGAAGGUAUCCUUGUCAAGGCGCUCCGCGAAGGUCACUGGAUCGUUCUGGAUGAGCUCAACCUGGCACCCACAGACGUCCUAGAAGCUCUCAAUCGCUUGUUGGACGACAACAGAGAACUGCUGAUACCGGAGACUCAGGAAGUCGUUCGCCCUCAUGAAGACUUUAUGCUUUUCGCCACCCAGAAUCCUGCUGGUCUGUACGGAGGUCGUAAGGCUCUAUCUAGGGCUUUCCGCAACAGAUUCCUCGAGCUUCAUUUCGAUGACAUUCCUGUCAACGAACUGAAAUACAUCCUGGAACGCCGGACUCAGUUACCACGAUCGUGGUGCGAACACAUCGUCAACGUGUACAAGGAAUUAUCGGCGCUUCGGCAGUCCAACCGCCUUUUCGAGCAAAAAAGCUUUGCAACCUUGCGUGACUUGUUCCGUUGGGCAAUGCGAGGGCCUGAAACAGCGCAGCAGCUCGCCGAACAUGGAUAUAUGCUGUUAGCUGAGCGUGUCAGGAAGGCUGAAGAGAGGCUCGCUGUCAAGCAGAUCAUUGAGAAGGUCAUCAAGCAAACGAAGAUUGAUGAGGACGUUCUUUAUUCCGCGGACAGAUCCUCGGAAAUCCAGCUGUACCAACAAAAUGUUGCCUCUGACUCUGGCAGCGUUGUUUGGACAAGAGCGAUGCGGAGACUGUACGUCCUCGUUGCGAACUCGCUCCGUUACAACGAGCCGGUCUUGCUUGUCGGUGAAACUGGAUGUGGAAAAACUACCGUCUGUCAAAUGCUUGCCGAUGCUUUCGACAAACAGCUUUUCGUCGUCAACGCUCAUCAAAAUACCGAGACUGGCGAUCUUAUCGGUGCUCAAAGGCCAAUUCGAAACAGGGCUUUCCUCGAGGAACAGCUUUUGCAGGAUGUCAGCACUAUUCUUGCUGAUGCCAGCCAAACCCUUGCUGGGUCGAAACUGGAGGAACUAUUACUGCAGUAUGAUGGAUUGAUCAAGGCUCAGCCAGAUGCGAUCCCUGAAGAAAAGCGCCUGCUUGUUCACUCGCAGCGAAUCAAGCUUGCAUCACUCUUUGAAUGGGCGGAUGGAAGCCUUGUCAAUGCCAUGAAGGGCGGCCAAUAUUUCCUCCUAGACGAGAUCUCUCUCGCUGACGAUUCGGUGCUGGAGCGGUUAAACAGUGUCUUGGAAUCUUCACGAACGCUGCUGCUUGCUGAAAAGGGACCAAUGGACUCUGAUAUUACGGCUUCGGAGGGCUUCCAGUUCCUUGCUACCAUGAACCCUGGCGGUGAUUACGGUAAAAAGGAGUUGUCGCCGGCUUUGAGAAACCGUUUCACCGAGAUCUGGGUUCCAGCUCUUUCAGACCUUGAGGAUAUUACCCAGAUUGUCAAGGCCAAGCUCCUCCCUUCGGCAGUCCAGUACGCCGAUACCUUGGUCAAGUUUUCGCAGUGGUUCAACGAGAAGUACAACACUUCGGCAGCGUCGUCCAUCUCCAUCCGUGACACUCUUGGUUGGGUGCACUUCAUCAAUCGCUGCGGCGUUAGCGACCCUGUUUUCGGAGUUGUCCAUGGCGCUGCUAUGGUCUUCAUUGACACGCUGGGUGCUAACCCCGCUGCGUUGCUUGCGAUAUCUCCAGAAAACCUGGAUCGCGAGCGGGCGAUGUGCCUUCAGCAGCUCAGUGAACUUCUUGGAGCCGAUGCGACAGCGAUAUACUUUGAGCCGGCUGAAAUCAGUACUUCGGACUCAAUGCUCGGCAUUGGUUCCUUCUCAGUACCUCGUCUCAGUCACUCUGUUGCUGAUCCUAUGUUCUCAAUGGGCGCUCCAACCACCAAGUCGAACGCUAUGAGAAUCCUGCGCGCAUUGCAACUCUCUAAGCCCAUCUUGCUUGAGGGCAACCCAGGUGUAGGAAAAACAUCGCUGGUCACAGCCAUAGCCAAGGCGGUUGGCAUACCUUUGACCCGCAUCAAUUUGUCUGAACAGACUGAUUUGAUGGAUCUUUUCGGUUCCGACGUUCCAGUUGAGGGUGCUCAAGCUGGUACUUUCGCGUGGAGAGACGCUCCCUUCCUCAAAGCUAUGAAGAACGGAGAAUGGGUCCUCUUGGAUGAAAUGAACCUGGCUUCGCAAUCCGUUCUGGAAGGUCUCAAUGCCUGUUUGGAUCACAGAGGAGAAGUUUAUGUGUCUGAGCUUGAUCAGACUUUCCACCAACAUCCUGGUUUCCGAGUCUUUGCUGCCCAGAACCCGCAUCACCAGGGUGGUGGACGCAAGGGUCUUCCAGCGUCCUUUGUCAACCGUUUCACCGUGGUAUAUGCGGAUGUUUUCAGGUCUGAGGACCUUGUCCUCAUCUGCAAGCAGCAAUUCCCCAACACGACUGAUCAAGACGUUGAAACGCUCAUUGCUUUCAUCUCUGAACUGGAAGCUCAGACGACAGGCCGCAGGUUCGGUCUUCUUGGUAGCCCAUGGGAGUUCAACCUGCGUGAUACUCUACGGUGGUUGCAGCUUCUUACAACCCAAAAAGGCCUGCUUCCUACCGGUACUGUUCGGGACUUCCUUGAUACAAUCAUCACGCAGCGCUUCCGGACAGAAAACGACAGAAGUUACGCACUUGCUCUGUUCAACCAAGUGCUCAAGUCACCGGUUCGCCAACGAAGCUUCUACCACAACCUUGGCAGUGACCAUCUGCAGAUUGGCUUAGGACUGGUAUCACGCGAUCUGGUUUUCCAGCAUGUUUCGUCUAACCACAGCUUCCGUAAAUCGCAACUUCCGGUCAUGGAAUCCUUGAUGAUUAGCGUACAGCUAAACUGGCCUGUUAUCUUGGUCGGUCCGCCGGCCUCAGGAAAGACUAGCAUGAUCCGGCAACUUGCUGCUGUUGUUGGUGCUGAGCUUGUCACAACGUCCAUGAACGCGGACAUUGAUGCCAUGGACCUUGUUGGAGGUUAUGAGCAAGUCGAUCCGUCACGGCAGGUUCUUCGUUUCCUUGAAAAACUCAGUCUCUUUUCUCGUUCUUCUGUCAUCCAAACCCAAGCUCAGAACAUGCCGGAGCUUUCUUCCCUUUACCUUGAGCUCGUCUGCCUUUCAUCUGCAGAUCUAUCUUUAAUCAGUUUUGAAGGUAUCAAGAGUCUACUGACACAGAUCCAAAACCGGGACCACCGUGCCGAAUUGGUGGAGCUUCUCAACGAGCUUGAGGCCGUUCAGAGAGAGUCGGCCACUGUUGACAAGGCCCAAUUCCAAUGGGUUGAUGGUCUUCUUGUGCAAGCUCUAGAGCAAGGAAAGUGGCUUGUACUCGACAAUGCUAACCUUUGCAGCUCGUCUGUCUUGGACAGGCUGAAUUCUCUGUUGGAGCCCAACGGCUACCUGAGCGUCAAUGAGCACUCGACUAAUGACGGUGAGGCGAAGAUUGUUAGACCGCACCCCAACUUCCGGAUUUUCAUGACUAUGGACCCUCGACACGGUGAGCUAUCCAGGGCUAUGAGAAACAGAGCUGUAGAGCUAUUCUUGUUGCCCACACCUGAAGACGAUAUUACACGCAAUGACCAUCUGGAUGCAUUCUCCCUGGAAUCUGCUAUGUAUAGAUUCCGGUACCUAGAGAACUUCAGCCACGAUGCUGCAGCUGUUUCAUUUGACACACUGGUUUCUACUUCGAUGGAUCACUUAUCUCUGAGCGACUCGGCCCGACUCAGUCGCUAUUUCCAGCAGGUAUCCAUGGGUCUCCUGGACGUACCAAAUGCCGAUGUACAGAGUGCUCUGCAAACGCAUAUGGCUGCCUUCUCAGAAAUACAGGCAAGCUGGACGUCAAAAUUGGGCUCCUCUCUGACCGGACCGGUUGAGCAAAUGGGAGGCAGUGGAGCUUACAUCAAUGCGCAGCCAAUACAUCCUUUGAACAACUCCGCUCUUGUGCUAUACAAUGAUCGCUCCACCGCCGACGCAUACUGGCUUGCUGCGCUGUUCGACCUUUGCCUUGAGCUUUCAAAGAUGAGAAACUCUCUUCAGCAUGCUCAAGACCUGGCUAGCAGUGUCAAGGUCAGAGACCGCACAAGACUAGGCCGCUCGCUGGUCCCUUCGAAGGCGGCAUCAAAGACGAACAAGGACUCUAUGGCCAAGGUUGGACCUUUCCUUACGAACGUCUUCGAGACGCUGGCAGGCUGGGCGCAUAAUGUUAUGGAAGCGAACGUCAUUGACCAGGCCGCUAUCACUUCAACCCAGCCCAUACGUCAAUUCUGGAACGAUAUGUUUGCUCUGGUCGACUCCCAAACUGUCGAUGAGGCGGUGUUCCAAGUCUAUCUCACCUUUGGCAACCAAAUUUUCGCGUCUUUUGAGUUCUCAACUGAGGCUUCUGAGACGCUUUACAAGGGCCUGCAAGGUUCAAUGGAAUCGCUCAAGAUCGACAGUCAGUUAACCACUGGUUUGGGUAUGAAAGACAUUUGGCAGCGUUUCAAGCCUCAGACCCCACCAACGUACGAAGGGCUUAUCGGACUGCUCAAAUUGGAAGCCCUCGCCGAUCGUUUCGAUGCAUGCGUCUGGCUUGUAGACAUACCACUCAGCGAGUUGGUCCGAGUGCGCCUUGCCUUGGCUAACGCUAUUGAUUUGGUGUCAAGCAAAGGCGUCGACGCGGAGAGUCUCAUCAAUGACCUGGAGACUGCUAUUGCUGGGUUGGAAGAGAGUAUUCCAGAAGGCCGUUCACCGAUUUCGCCAUACUUUGGGAACUCGUUUGAGGGUCUUUGCCAGUACUCUGACAUUGCGCGGACCAACUUUAAUGGAGCGAAGAGCUCUGAGAAAUCCUUACAGUCACCAGAACUAGCGCUGUUAGCUCAGAGGCCUACGAGAACGUCCUCCGUCGAGCCCCAGGCUGUUAGGGAUUUCUUGAUCACUAGGAUAUCGUUGUAUCUUGGUGGAAGCAACGCCGCGGGCCCUAUCGCUAUCCAAGAAGGGUACCAUGUCUCUUUGCUCAAGGACAUUGCUGGCUUAAACAAUGUUGCCCUCUCGCAGAUGGACCUUCUCAAAUCUGAGAUUGAUGUUCUCGGACAGUCUUUAGUUGCCGGCGCUGAAAACCUUCAGCUGGAUCAGGCCAAGCACCUCCAACAGCUCCACGAAAUCAUAUUGAUGGAUGUUCUUGCCGCACAUGAGCAGCUUACUGAGCCAGGAACGUUGACUUCACCCGUCCUUCGGAAUGACGUACCGGAUAACCAUUACUUCCGGGCUGCUUUGAAUUUGCUUCGGGACAGUUUCAGCUAUCUUCCGCAGUCUGCUACGCAAACACUAGCCUCCCAGGGAUGGAUGGCAUUGGCCGUUGCUUGCUUGUGGCUAUACGUACCUGACCGUCCGUUCGAUCCGGCCCUCGGGCCAUUGGUCGAAAGAAGCCUCUUCAGCACCAAGCAGGCAGGUCUUAACGCCAGUUUAGCAGCACUUCGCCAUUUCGAGCAAUCUUUUACCGGCCAGCUUAACAACCUGCGGACUCGCCUUGUUGAACGGGACAUUGAUGCCAUGGGCAAUGAACCACAGGUCCCUGCCAUUGCCCGUCCGCCUGUGUCCGAGCUCUCACAAUUGUCCGGAGAAUUCAACAACCUCCUGCGGAUCCUUGGCGAUCUUGUACAGGCGACGGACGCUGGUCAACGCGAUAUCUUGCGGGAUCCAACGCUGGAGUUGAACAUUGCUCAGAUCAUCAAGCGACUCUCCGAAGGCUAUCGUUCGUAUGACGACAUAACUGGUCCCGUGGUGGCUUUCUUGCAAUGUUUGAAGAUUGCCAUGAUUUUGGCUGUCAAAGAAGACGAGAAUGCCUCUCCUUCGACGGACGUUUUUGCGUACGUCUCCAGUCAAACUCCAUUAUUAAACUCGGCGCCUGGAACGAACUUCCGUAAAGCCGAUGCGUUGGUGCACAACAAGGGUGAUAUUGACCUUCGCUGGCAUGCUCUGGGCUCCAUUGCGAUGAAGUUGAGUUUCGAACCAACACGCCUCCCAACCAUGAAUGAGCGUGAGGCUAUCAAUGAAAUCUUCUUCGGCUUUUAUCAGCAAUGGAAGGAUCGUCUGCAGGCUGAUCAGGAGAAGGCUGCUGAGCAAUCAGGGCUCUACCGUUACCGUGGUGGCCAGGAAGAAGAAGAGGAAGCCAAUGAAGAAGAGUUGCAAGGCAUGUUCCCAGAUUACGAACAGCAAACCGAAGAAGCCGGCAAAGACAAAAACGAAGAGACGCCGCAAGAGCUGGCUCGUAAGCUGGCCGCAUGCCAUGCCGAGAUCUUCAUCGCUAAAUCGGGCUCUACCGAUAAGGCAAAGGCGCUUCUUGAUCAAUCGAUCAAGAUUAUCGGUGAGGGCAAUGCCAAACAGCUGGGCGCAAACGGUAAAGACAACCUCCAGGCUACUUUGCCUGCCGUUUUCCUUGCGUUGCACGAGCAAAGCGAGCAUCUCACUCAAGAAAAGCCAUCUCCACGGAACUACAACUUCUAUACGGACGCCAAUAUCAGCGAGGCCAGGAAGUUGAUGACGCUCGUCCAUCGGAUCCAGAAGCGUUUCAGGCAAAUCAGAGCUGUCUGGCCUGAGCACGCAACUCUCAGCGAUGUGAUUAUGAUCUGUGACGAGCUCCUAGCUUUCCGCCAUGUCGAACCUGUGGCCAAAUUUCUGACUAAGGGCGAGAAGUUGCACGCUUCCAUUUACGAGUGGCAGCAGGUCGCGAGCAAGGAAUACAGCGCCGCCACUCUCUACGAUAAUAUCACCAACCUGCUCAUCAGCUGGAGGCAGCUUGAACUCACGACUUGGGCACGUCUGUUCGAUAUUGAAGCUGAGAAAGCUACGGAAGAUGCCAAGAGCUGGUGGUUCGUGGCGUAUGAGAACAUUGUCGCUGCUGCUGAAUCGCUUGAGAUGCACGGUACGGCGAUGGAUGACCACUCGAGGGAACUGUUGGUUACUCUGCAAAGUUUCUUGCUCUCGACCCCGGCCGGCCAAUACGCUCAACGCCUGCGGCUGCUUGAGCAAUUCCGCGAGCAUCUUCUCGUCCGCGAAGUCGAUGCCCCUGCUGUCAGGCCUAUUCGCAUCGCGCUUGGCAACUUUGUCCACUACUUUGCCCGCUUCGAGCAGCCUGUGCGCGACACGAUUGCCAAGGGACGUGUGGCUCUAGAGAAGGAUAUGAAGAAUGUCCUCAAACUCGCCAGCUGGAGGGAUCGCAACAUCGACGCACUUAGGCAAAGUGCAAAGACUUCUCACAGGAAGCUGUUCAAGCUUGUCCGAAAGUUCCGAAACCUACUCAACCAGUCUGUUGAUGCUGUCCUCAAGCAGGACCUGCCAGAAGGAACUGCUACCGCGCUUACUGCCACCCAUGUUCAGUCGAAGCUCACUGAUGCUACUGUCGAUUUUUCCGCUCUGGAGUGCUGCGUAAAAGACGUACCCAGCUGGGAUUCGCGCCCAUCACGUUUCAAGGACGUUCAAGCCACCGUCAAACUCAUGCACAGAAUGUCCAAGCCGCGUAACGAACCCAACGCUGUCUCCUACAUUCAAGAAUUCCUUGAGAACCUGCAGACGUCAAUCGCUCAACUACAGAAGGCUACGCCAGCGACUUUGACCGAAGAGAACACCCCUAUGGUCAAGCACCUCAAAUCCCAGAAGCGCAAGCUCUUCAAUGACACGCUCAAGGACCUUCGCGAAAUGGGCUUCCGAGCUCACGUCGGUGGCGACGUCCUGGAUAAGCAGGACUCUUUGGCCAAAAUACUAUCUCGCAUGCCGACCUUGCCAGCUCAAGCUAGUGGAGCCGAGGCACGCGCCGCCGAGGGUUACCUGCACAGAACAUUCAACCUCAUGGAUCAAGUUCGAGAGAUUUCACGAGAGCACAACGGCGACCUCGCCCGCGCAGAAGUGGCGCGCUGUCUUGGAAACUUCGAGAGCAUGCUGUACACAGCUCUCAAACAGCGCGAAACCAUCUCUAAGUCUCUCGAAGAGUUGGACGUUCUAGACAAGACUGUCAAGCAGGUCCAGGCUCUGUGGAAGACUGGCGAUGAUGGGUCAAGCGAAAGCACAGCUGUCGUUUCUGAGAAGCAUGCCUACGCACCGAGCUGGCUUGCCUGCGGUGCACCGAUCCUCCGGGUUGGCGCGCAGAUCGUAAACGCGCAGGCUCAACUUGGAAAACUCGCGGUCGGCGAGGUCGUUGAAGGCCUUCAUGCCAAGGCUGCACAGUGGGACGGACUGACGCAAGAGAUGUUGCAAUUACCUGACAUGCCGAAGGGUCUAUCUUCAACUGCGCAUGAGGCGGUGACACAUCGCAUCAGCGCCGGCGUUGAAGAGCUGAAAUCUACGAUUAACCAAUGGGAACAGUCGCAUCCUUUGCUCAAAUGCGUUCUGAGACAGAUUUCCGGCUGGCUCGACAGUGUUGAUUUCUCUGGCGCAAUUGGCAACGGCCUCUCUGAAAACACAUCUCUCCAGAAGGUCAGCCAGUCUAUCUUUGAGGUACUCGAUUCCAUUCUCGGCUCUGUCCAGGAUAUCGAGAAGGCACAUGAGACAUUGCCAAAGUCUGUGGAAGAGCCUUCCUGGCUUGUUUCCGAGAGCGGAGCAUUAUCAACAAGCUGCAAGGCACUUCACGUGCCGCACAUCACCGUUUCACUCCGCAGCGUGCUAAACCAGCUGCAACAUCUGCAUGAUACGAAUGCCCUGCGCGCAUCAAGCGCCAUGUUCUCGGCGCUUCUACCCAUCAUCGAAGAGUACAAGCUUGCUCACCAAGACGCCGUCAUUCGUUUUGGCCAACUCCACGAAUCCCUAAGCAAGAUGCUCUUCCGCCUUUCCAAGACGUUCAUUAUAGUCGGAAACCGCGGUUUCUGUACGCCCCAGGAAAAAUCUGACGAUGAAAAGGGCAAGCAGGAUCAGCUGGAAGGAGGCACUGGUCUUGGUGAAGGCGAGGGCGCUGAAGAUAUCAGCAAGGACAUUGGAGAUGAUGAAGACCUGAAUGAUCUCGCGCAAGAAGCCGACACGAGGGAAGAUCGGGAAGAACUUGAAGAGGAGAAGGAUGCUAUUGACAUGGGCAAUGAGGAGAUGGAGGGUGAUAUGCAAGACGCGCCAGAGAAAGAAGAUGAGGAAGGCGGCGAGUCUGACAAGGAGGGCGAGGAUGACGAUAUGGAUGAGGAAGCUGGCGACGUUGAUGACCUUGGCCCCUCGACGGUGGACGAGAAAAUGUGGGAUGAUGGCGGUGACGACGCGGAGAAAGACCGGGAGGGUGACGAAGGCCAAGGAAAGAAGGACGAGCAGGAGCAAAGUGCUGGUCAGGAAGGCGAGCAAAAGGAGAAGAAGGAGGCGGAGCAGCAAGAAGAUGAUGAUUUUGAGCCAGAAGCUGGCGCCGAGGAGGAAGAGCGCGUAGGCGCUGAGGAGAUGGAAGGCAUGGACCAGAACAUGCAAGAGGGCGAAACACUCGACCUGCCCGACGAGCUCAACCUUGAUGACGAUCAGAAGUCACUGGGAGACGAUGAAUCGGACAUGAUGGACGAGCUGGACGAUAUGGACGAUAAGAUGGAGGAAGAAGGCGAAGCUCCGGAGGGAGGCGAGGAGGACGGCGACGCACCUCCAGAAGAAGGCCCGCCGGACCUUGAGAAGGAGGCGGAAGAAGUUCCAGAUAUUGACGAGCAGGAGAAGGAGGAUCAGGCCGUGGAACCUGAAGCACAGGAGGAGCAACAGGAGGAACAGCCCGAGGAUCAAAUGCGCGGCACCGACGACAAGGAAAACGAAAAGGCCGACAAUGACGAUGCUGCUGAGACUGGUCUUGGCCUCGACGCACAUGAGGAUCAACAAGACAGCAAGGACCAGUCAUCCGGCGCGCAGCGUGACGAAGGCGCCGAAGGUGAAGCACAGGAUCAACAAAAGGAGUCUGCAGAGAAGGGCGAACGUGGCCAGGCCUCACAGCAGGAUGCAGUGGGAAGGGACGACGACAUGCAAGAUUCAGCUGAAGCUCAGCCAUUCAAGAAGCUUGGCGAUGUUCUCGAGAACUGGUACAACCAACAGCGCCAGAUCCAGAAUGCUUCGAAGGAAGAGAGGGAAGCCAAGCCGCAAGACAAGGAUGUUGACAUGGCUGAUGCUGACUUCGAGCACCUUCCGGACGAGGAAGCUGAAGCGGACGCUCAAGCGUUGGGCGCCGCUGAGGAAGACCAAGCCCGCGCCUUGGACAAAGAGAAUGCCCUUCCCGUUAAUGAUCAAGCUGAGCUGCCGGAGAAUCUUCCUCCAGAGGUUGAGCAAGGACCUGAACAGACCGACGACGUUCAGAUGGAGGAUGCGGAACCGACGCAGAAAGAGGGUGCACCAGAGCAAGAGCAGCAAGAACAAGAACAACCGAGCGGGCAACCUAAUGCUUUCAUGGGCGAGCCUGCCGCCGAUCGCUCGACCCAGCAAGCUGACGACAUGGAGCAGCCCGAGACAGCUGACGAAGACUCCGACCUCGGAGAAGUGGACAGACAACUCUCCGAAGCCCACCUCGACUCUGAGCAGUACCCGCGCUCGGUGGAGGAGGCUCGCACUCUCUGGCAACAUCACGAAUCUGGCACGCGCACACUCUCCCAAGGUCUGACCGAGCACCUCCGCCUGAUCCUCGCGCCCACCCUUGCCACCAAGAUGCGCGGCGGUCACCGCACUGGUAAGCGACUCAACAUGAAGGCUAUCAUUCCCUACAUCGCCUCGCAGUACAAGCGCGACAAGAUCUGGCUGCGCCGGUCGCUCCCAUCCAAACGCGCCUACCAAAUCAUGCUCGCCCUCGACGACAGCAAGAGUAUGGCAGAAAGCGCGUCCGGUCUCGCCUUCGAGACGCUGGCACUAGUCUCCAAAGCGCUGGCCAUGCUCGAAGCCGGCGAGAUCACAAUCGUACGCUUCGGCGCCGACGUGCGCGUCGCGCACCCCUUCGACGCGCCCUUCACGUCCGAAGCCGGCGUCGACGUGUUCCGCCAGUUCGGCUUCCAGCAGGAAAAGACGGACGUCAAGGCGCUCGUGAACCGCAGCAUCGAGCUCUUCCGCGACGCGCGCAUGCGCGCCACCGGCGCGGGCGCGGACCUCUGGCAGCUGGCGGUCAUCAUCUCUGACGGCAUCACGAACGACCACGACACGAUCGCCCGGCUUGUCCGGCAGGCGCAGGAGGAGCGCAUCAUGAUUGUUUUCGUCAUCGUGGAUGCGGCGGCCCAGGCGCCGAGCGCGAGCUCGGGCGCUGCUGCGCCUGCUGCGCCUGAGAAGAAGGGCAGCGUCAUGGAUCUGUUGGAUGUCAGGUUCGAAGACGGGAAGCUGCUCAAGCGGAGGUACAUGGACACUUUCCCCUUCCGCUGGUUCGUCGUCGUGCGCGAUGUGAGGGAGCUUCCUGGCGUGCUGUCCACGGCGCUGAGGCAGUGGUUCUCUGAGGUUGUGGAUACGGCUGGCUAGCGUGCAUAUGGGUGGAUUGUGUUGUUCGGAUACAAAAAGCAUUGUUUGGCGUUUGUUUUGAUGCUUUGCGUUGUCUUUGUCGUUAGAAUCUGAAUUUGCGUUUGCGUGGAAUGUUUCCGGCGUUAAUGGUUAGGAAAAUUUGCUCUGUACACUUAGUUAGCUCUGG
This is a messenger RNA of Aplosporella prunicola CBS 121167, 14949 nucleotides long. RefSeq lists its product as uncharacterized. Lineage: Eukaryota; Fungi; Ascomycota; Dothideomycetes; Botryosphaeriales; Aplosporellaceae. The record is from RefSeq and is a predicted model, not a curated record. The transcript is spliced from 3 exons. Gene Ontology annotation, cellular component: nucleus; preribosome, large subunit precursor. Gene Ontology annotation, molecular function: ATP hydrolysis activity; ATP binding. Gene Ontology annotation, biological process: rRNA processing; ribosomal large subunit assembly. The coding region runs from base 24 to 14783 and encodes 4919 amino acids.